Diachasmimorpha longicaudata is the source of this 1450-nucleotide messenger RNA. It is a transcript of the gene DNApol-alpha50, whose product is annotated as DNA primase small subunit. The record is from RefSeq and is a predicted model, not a curated record. Gene Ontology annotation, biological process: DNA replication, synthesis of primer. The transcript has 5 exons. Bases 154 to 1386 code for a protein of 410 amino acids. NCBI's taxonomy places the organism in Eukaryota, Metazoa, Arthropoda, Insecta, Hymenoptera, Braconidae. Gene Ontology annotation, cellular component: alpha DNA polymerase:primase complex.
UUUAAGGACCAUUCGUGUAGUUUAUAAAGAUGGUGGCCACCGGUAUCCCGCCAAAAUAAUUACCCUUUUGUUGUUAUUUUUUUAUCUUCGUAUGUCUCAAGUAAAGUGUUGAAAUCAUUGAAUUCUGGUGAAGAUAAUACACUCCGGAUAACAAUGGAGAAUCUGGGGGAUCUGUUGCCAGUUUACUAUUCUCGCUUGUUCCCCUUCAACGACUACUAUCGUUGGCUGAGCUAUGGAAAAGGGGAGAAUUUCCAAAACCGAGAAUUUUCCUUCACGCUUGGAGAAGACGUUUACAUUCGUUAUCAGGCUUUCACUAAUAUGAAGCAGCUAGAAAAUGAAAUCAAGAGGAUUCUGCCAUUCAAAAUUGAUAUCGGUGCUAUUUAUAGCAUUUGCCCAAAACAGGAGAGAAGAGUCGUUAAUCUGGUUCCAGUGCAACGUGAACUUGUCUUUGAUAUCGAUAUGACUGAUUACGAUGAGGUAAGAACCUGUUGCUCAGGUGCAGAUAUUUGUAAUAAAUGCUGGAAGUACAUGGAAAUCGCCUGCAAAAUCCUGGACAUAGCCCUGAGAGAGGAUUUUGGCUUCAACCACAUCCUUUGGGUGUUCUCCGGAAGGCGAGGAAUCCACGCAUGGGUGUGUGAUCCCAUCGCUCGAACCCUGGACACAGCUGCACGAGGGGCAGUGGCCGAGUACCUUCAGUUGAUUUCUGGUGGUGAGUUUACCAAGAAAAAGGUCAAUCUACCUGGUGACAAGAUCCACUCAUCAGUCAAGCGUGCACUUGACAUCAUCGCUCCAAGGUUCGUGGCGAUGUGUGUCGAGGAGCAGGACAUGCUUGGUAGUGAGGAGAGGGUGAAGAAGUUCUUGGGGAUUCUGCCUGAUGAUACUGCAAGGACGGAGGUCAAGGAGCUCUUUGAUAAAUACGAGAAGGGGGUGGAUCGAUGGGAGGUCUUCGAGACGUAUGUUAAGGAACAGACACAAUCGAAUAAAAAAUGGAGGCAACAUCGCCAUCUCCUAGAAGAAAUAAUGAUCCAGUACUGCUACCCUAGACUCGACAUAAACGUCACGAAAGGUAUGAACCAUCUUCUGAAAUCGCCAUUCUGUGUUCACCCAAAAACUGGAAAAGUCUGCAUUCCCUUCAACCCAAGAACAGUCGAGAAGUUCGAUCCCUUGACAGUGCCGACAAUAAACGUUCUGAUCGAUGAGAUCAACGCUUACGACGAGAAGGAUAAGACCGUGGAAGGAGGACUCGAGAAUGCUAGGAAGAUAAAAGAUUACAAAAAAACGAGUAUGAAUAAAUCUCUCCAUUUGUUCCAAGAGUUUUUGAGAGCAAUGGAGGAUGCCAGGAAGCUGGAGAGGGAGUCCCAGAUGAGUAGUACCAUGGAGUUCUGAUGUUCUGUUGAGGAAGAGUUGAUUUUUUUUAUGACGCAAAAAAUAAAAAAAGUUUUGCUAAUUU